AUGGCGUCCCUGCUCACCAUUCCCCUCGAGCUUCUGGUGGCGAUAUCGUCAUUCCUCACUACUCCAGACCUCGGUGCUCUCCGCCUCACCUGCAAGCAGGUGGAGAAGUCGCUGUAUGAAUGGUUCUCCAAGGAAUUCUUUACCAAGAAGCAGUUCAUGCUCACCUACAAAAGCCUCCAAGCAUUUGUCGACAUCUCGAAACAUUCCAGCUUCUCAAAGAUGCUGAGUCAUGUCAUCAUCGCGACGGAUGUGUAUGCAGACAAGCCCUUACGCUUCCGUGAUAAGGAAGCAGCUGCGUUGUACACACAGGGUUUCCAAGACCAAACAACACUUCUGAAUACGGGGGUUGACCGCGAGAUGCUCACGGAGGCGUUUAUGAACUUGAAGAACCUUCAAACCGUCGGUAUUCGCGAUUUCAACAACCAUGAGCGUGCACGGGACGGCAAAAACGCAAGCUGGAGCUCUUGGGGCUCACCAACGGUCCACCGAGAGACUGGCAUUGCGCUUCAAUUCACCGAGCGCUUCCCUCAUAGCCCACAGCAUACCGUGGAAUUCCUUGCGCGGGUGUUCCAGAAUCUCAUUUACUCGCUGGGCAAGGCCAACCAAACUCCAGCAGAACUAGAAGUCUUGCUGCGUCAUCACUCGCUACCAGAUAGCGCAUUCGACGUACCGGAAUUCCUCUACCCCAGUCUUGGGCCUGUCCUUGCCGGGUUGAAGAAGCUACUUCUCAGGGUCGAGACGAGUUCUGAACGCACACACCACACUCACACCAUCGGGACCGCGUCAGAAACAGUAUCAGUACGCUUACUUCGUCGCUUCCUUGGCCUUACAUCUAACUUGGAGCAUCUACGUCUGAACCUGCCAAGGCACGAGCACGAAUUCAAAGAGCAGUUCCUAAAGUGGCUGGCCUUGCCUGCAUCGACACCGACCGCAGAACCCGACUUCUUCGACCCUCCGCCUACAUACCCAAACACCAUCCUUGACGUAGUGCAAAGGCUCACCCCCACGCUUCGUCGCCUUGAGUUAUGGAAGAUAACUUUGAAAGAUGUUUAUCUCGCUAGGAAUCAUGAUUCAAAGCCGAACUUCUGGAAGAGCUUCUUCACGAAGCUGUUGAAGAUGCCAAACCUGGAACUGGAUUAUCUCAAGGUGGGUAUGCUCAGACAAGAUCACAUGUUCGUCCAGUUCACGGAUCAUGGUACCGAAAAAGGUUCAGCAGGGCACAAGGUCAAGCAGUAUACCGGAAAGAAGAUGGAGGAGUUCUUGAAGGAGCUGACGGAAGAUGUAUUUGUGCUGUGGCCGCAGGUGGUGUAUGGCGGCGACGAGAGUGGCGAGAACGACGAUGAUGAAGAGAUGGUGGAUGAUGAUGAAGGUGAUGAUGGUGAUGAAGACGACGGAGAUGAAGGGGAUGAUGACGACGAUGAUGAAUGA
This is a messenger RNA of Parastagonospora nodorum SN15, 1428 nucleotides long. RefSeq lists its product as hypothetical. Gene Ontology annotation, molecular function: protein binding. The transcript has 2 exons. The record is from RefSeq and is a predicted model, not a curated record. The coding region runs from base 1 to 1428 and encodes 475 amino acids. Lineage: Eukaryota; Fungi; Ascomycota; Dothideomycetes; Pleosporales; Phaeosphaeriaceae.